Messenger RNA from Fusarium pseudograminearum CS3096, 3231 nucleotides. RefSeq lists its product as uncharacterized. Gene Ontology annotation, cellular component: membrane. Lineage: Eukaryota; Fungi; Ascomycota; Sordariomycetes; Hypocreales; Nectriaceae. The transcript has 4 exons. Gene Ontology annotation, molecular function: ATP binding; ATP hydrolysis activity; ABC-type transporter activity. The record is from RefSeq and is a predicted model, not a curated record. The coding region runs from base 1 to 3231 and encodes 1076 amino acids.
AUGGCUCCUGCUUUAAGGAGCCUCUUGAUAGGUGCUGUGGCCUUUUGGCCCGGCAUCGCGAUGGCCUCACACAACGCAACCUAUUCACAGGCCGAUCAACUACGCGCACAGUUAGCUCUCAUGGGUGAUCGUCCAGAUGGUUGUCCUCCAUGCUUUAACUGUCUCCUCCCAGCUCACACAUGUGCUCAAUACGCCGGCUGUAAUGAGUUCAAUGGAAAAUGCGCCUGUCCUGAGGGAUUUGGCGGUGACGACUGUCUCGAGCCACUGUGCGGCUCACUCCCCAAGGGAAAGGAUCGCCCAAUGCGUUCGGGCUCAACAUGCGAAUGCGACGAGGGCUGGACCGGCAUCAACUGUAAUGUCUGCACAGACAACAAAGCUUGCAACGCUCUCAUGGAGAAAGGAGAAGGUGGUGUAUGUUACCAAAACGGAGAGGUCGUGAACCAUAACUACCAGAUCUGUGAUGUUACGAACCAGAAGAUUACAUCUUUGCUUGGCAAGCAGCGCCCAGAGGUUACGUUUACUUGCAAACGAGAAGACCAGACCUGCGACUUUCAAUUUUGGGUUGAUGCCAUCGAGUCUUUCUACUGUCACCUUUCCGAAUGUGACUCGACCGCCGAUUGGGAGGAGUCCAAGAACACCACUUCCUACAAAUGCAACAAGAUCAGCUGCAGCUGCAUUCCUGACAGAAUGCUCUGUGGUAAGGAUGGAUCGAUUGAUCUGACCGAUUUCCUCGAUCAGUCCAUCCAAGGCCCGGGACGGUUCGAGUGUACUCAGAAACACGGCGGCACCCAUGACUGCGCUUUCAAAGAACCCGAGAUGGAUGCCUUGAUUCUUGCAUUAAUCGGCGAUUCCAGCAUCUUCCUCGAUUGCCACGCUGGCGAGUGCCUCUACGAGACAGAGGUGCCAGGGUGGAAGCGACCUGUGAAACAGAUCAACACACCUCUUAUCGCUGGUGUUAUCGCUGGAUGCUCGCUGUUCUUGGUUGCUGUCAUCAUCCUGACAUGGUACCUGUCGAGGCGAAAGUUGAACUACGGAGCGAUUCGCUUGGAGGACUCCGACGAUGAGAACACCAAAUUAAUGGCUGACCACAAGCCUGCCUCACUCUACUUCGAAGACGUCGCUUACAAUCUUAACGGUAAGCAGAUUCUCACGGGAAUCCGCGGUAUUUGCAAACCAGGAGAAGUCACUGCCAUUAUGGGUGCCUCUGGAGCAGGAAAGACGACAUUCCUUGACAUACUCGCCCGAAAGAACAAGCGCGGACAGGUUUAUGGUAAUUUUUAUGUCAACGGAGAAAAGGUUGACGAUAGCGACUACAAGAAUGUCGUUGGAUUUGUGGACCAGGAGGACACCAUGCUCCCUACUCUUACCGUCCAUGAGACGAUUCUUACCAGUGCUCUGCUUCGGCUUCCCCGCGACAUGGGACGUGCUGCCAAAGAGCAACGAGUACUCGAGGUCGAGAAGGAACUCGGCAUUCACCACAUUCGUGACUCCCUCAUUGGUUCUGAAGAAGGUAAGGGCCGUGGUAUCUCGGGUGGUGAGAAGCGACGUGUUGGGAUUGCCUGCGAACUGGUUACCAGCCCCUCCAUCUUGUUCCUUGAUGAACCUACCAGUGGCCUCGAUGCCUACAACGCCUACAACGUUAUUGAGUGUCUCGUGACCCUUGCGAAGACCUACAAGCGCACUGUCAUCUUCACAAUCCACCAACCUCGCUCCAACAUUGUUGCUCUUUUCGACAGACUAGUGUUAUUGGCACAGGGACGAACUGUUUAUUCAGGCCCUUUUAACCAAUGCCAGAGCUACUUUGACGAAAUUGGCUACGAAUGCCCUCCUGGAUUUAACAUCGCUGAUUAUCUUGUCGACCUUACGAUGCAUGCCAGCAGUACCCAGUCGGUUGACGAUGGAACUGUCGGCCUCGACAACAGUAGUGUUGGCCCUAGCAGCACUCGUGCAAUCAAGUCUGUUGCAAGCAUUUCCGGUACCACUUCUGGAGACGACGAUGCUGGCUCAAGCAGACCCAAGAAUCAUCGUAGACAUUCUGUCAAGCUUCGCCAGGAGCGUCAACUGUUUACACGCAGAAAGACAGUUGAUACUGCAGCGUCCUCAGAUGCUGGUGGUGAGGAUAAUGGUGCUUAUAGACUUCAUCAGAACCCUGUUGACUCUCUAACUGCCCCUCUUCUAGAGGACCCUCACGACCUGCCUCCAGCAGCCGCCACCGGAACCGACCUCGACAUCAUGACUCAGUCCUUCGUCCACUCAGAUAUCGCCCGCUCAACUCACGAAGAGAUUCAGCAAGCCAUCCAGACUGCAGACAAUGCCAACGGUGCCAAUUCAAAUGGUUAUACCACUCAGGGGCCGAACAUUCAUGUCAGUGCCGUAGGAAAGGGGUAUGCUCGUGUUGGAUACCUUCGCCAAUUCAUCAUUCUAUCCCAGAGGACAUGGAAGAACUUGUACCGAAAUCCAAUGCUGAUGCUCACCCACUAUGCCAUUGCCAUCGUCUUGGCUGUUUUCUCGGGGUAUCUCUUUUAUGGCCUCACUGAUGAUAUCCCUGGCUUUCAAAACCGACUUGGUCUCUUCUUUUUCCUACUCGCACUCUUUGGAUUCAGCACCCUCACGAGUCUCAAUGUCUUCGCUACUGAACGUCUCCUUUUUGUUCGAGAGCGUGCCAAUGGCUAUUAUGCACCUGCCACAUACUUUGCGGCUAAAGUGCUAUUUGACAUUAUUCCUCUUCGGAUCAUUCCCCCAAUCCUCAUGGGUUCCAUCAUUUAUCCCAUGACGGGACUGGUAGCCGACUCGACACACUUCUUCAACUUCAUCCUCGUGCUAGUAUUGUUCAAUAUGGCUGCGGCCGCUGUGUGCCUGUUCAUCGGCAUUGUUUGUAAGGAUGGCAGCGUGGCAAACCUGAUUGGCAGUCUCGUCAUGCUCUUCAGUCUUCUAUUUGCUGGUUUCCUACUCAACCACAAAGCCACACCAAAGGGCGCGCUCUGGCUCCAGACACUAUCCAUAUUUCACUACGGCUUUGAAUCACUUAUUGUGAACGAGGUUCUUCAUCUUACUCUUGUGGAUAGCAAGUACGGCCUUGAUAUUACUGUCCCUGGCGCAGCAAUCCUUAGUUCCUUCGGGUUCAACAACGACGCCAUGUGGCCUGACAUCAGGAACCUCGGCAUCUUCGCUGCCGUAUUCAUUGUCUUGUCCUAUGCUGCUAUGCACAUUCUGCUUGUUGAAAGACGAUAG